UUUAUAGCUGAACUGCUGCACCAAUUCACAGUUUAUCUUUCUCUUUCUACAUUGUAAAAAGAAAGAUAAAUUCUGAACUAGUGCAGCCAGUUCAGCUGUGAAGAACAGUCCUCAAAUCGACACGGUGCACUGAGAAAUUCACGAUACCAAUGUUUACUUGUUGAGGUUAACUCUUGGCUCUUUAAUUGCAGAAGUAAAUGUCGUGCCAAGCAUAAUUAAUUGCGUCUUAACAAGUCAGCCGAUUCACGGAAGAAUGCCGGGCCCAAUCGAUCACCGGAGUGUUUCGCCACUGAUAAAACUUAUUCGGGACAUUAGCCGAGGUAGAGAAGUGGUGCUGAACAAUAGGUGGGUUGACGAACAGGCCAAGCGGACUCAACCUCCGCCGGAAAUACCGGGCGGCCCGUAUGACAGAACGUCGCAAAUAUACUAUUACCCUCGAGAUGCAAGACGAGAAGUUAAGCCGCCGAUGUUAAUUAUGGGUUCGAAACAGAUUGGUACAGAGAAAGAGUCUGCUACCGAAACGAAAUACAUUACUCCGGGGAAGACUUACAAUUGGAGUUCUUAAAUUUCUCACCGUCGAGCUAGCCGUCGGUGUUACACUGCAGACACAUUGACGUAACGUCGUUCAAUGAGUUUGCUUAGCUAUUGUAUAUAGAAAAUAAAUUAAAUUACCCUUA
This is a messenger RNA of Wasmannia auropunctata (little fire ant), 677 nucleotides long. RefSeq names its product NADH dehydrogenase [ubiquinone] 1 alpha subcomplex subunit 7-like. The transcript has 3 exons. The record is from RefSeq and is a predicted model, not a curated record. Gene Ontology annotation, biological process: mitochondrial electron transport, NADH to ubiquinone; ATP synthesis coupled electron transport. Lineage: Eukaryota; Metazoa; Arthropoda; Insecta; Hymenoptera; Formicidae. Gene Ontology annotation, cellular component: mitochondrial inner membrane. The coding region runs from base 254 to 565 and encodes 103 amino acids.